Plasmodium coatneyi is the source of this 2403-nucleotide messenger RNA. RefSeq lists its product as uncharacterized. Lineage: Eukaryota; Apicomplexa; Aconoidasida; Haemosporida; Plasmodiidae. Bases 1 to 2403 code for a protein of 800 amino acids. The record is from RefSeq and is a predicted model, not a curated record. The transcript is spliced from 5 exons.
AUGGACGAGCUGUAUCAGCACCUCAAAAUGAUGGACUACAUCAUUAUAUGCUUAACAAACAAGUACCGAAUUGUUCAUAACUAUGUCCAAGGGGUGGCAGACGUUUUUGCAGUCACGAUAGAUGAAUAUCAUAAGCUCAUUCAGAAAAUUAUUUCUCUGUAUAAAGAGAGUCUUUACAACUCUGUCCAUGCUAACCUCGUCCAGCUGAAGAAAGAUGUGGAGAGGCAACGGGCGCACGAUAAAAACCUCACGGAGAUAAAGGAAAAUUUAAAGAGGGCAAUCAAACUGACCAAAACGGGUGAAUUUUCCGCGGCAGUGGAAGCUCCAGAGAAGAAGCAAAUUCAAAUGGACACUACCCUCAAAAUCGACCCCCCCUAUGACACGGCAGCCUUGUACAAAAUUAGGCACUACAGGAAUGCCUUCCUCAAGAGGUACUCGACGAUAACGAAGAACGACAACUACUUGAAUGCAAAUGAGCAGAGGAAGCGCUUCCUCCAGAAGCUGAAGAGUUCCGCGAAGGUAACCAAAGACAGGAACGACCAAGCCGAUGGCAUUUUCAAAGACGAACACAAAAACAUGUUCAGAAUUGUCAGCGAAAAUUACAUUUUUCAACAAUCACAACAAAUGAAGGAGAUAUUAAUUGUAAAUAAAUUUCUGAACAAAGCCAAGGGUAUAAUAAGCGACGUGCCUCAGUUUCUGUGUAAGAUUAUUGACGAGUUCGAGAGGACGGAGUCGGUUGCCCAGGACAACAUGUACCUCUUCGUCUUGCUGGCUUUGAACAAGUGGAUCAAGAAGAUAGUGACCCAGUGUGAGCGCUUCGUCUCAUUGAAGAAAACCAAGGGGUACAAGAAAAAAACAGACAGCGUAGAAAUACACAGAAAGAUGAGUGAUUACAUGAAUGACAUCCUUCAGAGGGGAGCGGAGCAGACCAUGGUGUUCAGCGAAGAGAAGACUCUCUUCCCCUACCCACCAAAUAUCCAUUUCAACGUAAAUACAUCCUUCCUAACGUACUUCUUUUUUUAUAUGAAUAAAAACUUAUUCGACUUUGUGGAGGGUGUCUACUCCACCUCUACGAGGAAGAAGCCGGGACAAAACAAUAAAAAAAAAAAGGUAAAAUUGAUUAAGUGUUAUUCGGCAACAAAGGAGAGUAGCCUCUACAUGAGUAGCGAUAUGUACAGUUACCAGUUUUGCAACGAGCACGAGGAGGAGCACCACCAUCUGUCCAACCUGACGUUCCGCAUAAAUCGAGAAGACAUCUACCCCAACAUAUUCUUAAUUUGUAAUUAUCUCCUACUAGAAGAAACGAAAAAAAUCAUCACCUCAAUUUAUCAGAUUCAGAGGGGAUCCUUUGACCUCCUUCUAUGCUACGAUGCUUCCCUGAUCAUUCAGCUGAUCAUCUGUCUGUUUUCCAACUUGAAGGGGCUCUUCGAUUGGGGCACAAACAACAUCCCUCCAACAACAACCGAAACGACGCCCCCACACAGGGCCGAAGAGGAAGAACCCUACUACGAUGACCUACGCAAGUGCAUUUCCGAAACGAAGAUAAAUUACGUCACGUCAAAUUCAUACGUAAAAUGUUUAGGCCACAUAAGGUUGAUGCUUUUGAAUGUCCUGAAAAUACUACAUACCAUGAUAAAGGGGGGAGAUAGAAGCUAUGUGUGCACCUUCUGGGAGAAGACACACGUCCCCAUGGGGGAGGACAGCUACACACACGAAAGAGAUCACCUCAUACCUGUAAAAAACGUGUGCACCAAAAAAAAUUGCUAUUUCUUCCGUGAGGAAAAACGGGCUGACGAGUCGAAGGAUGGACUAACUCAACAAACGGAGGAACAAACCAAUAAAGCCAUACAAAGGAGGGUACUAUGUUACGACUUCUACAAAUUCGUGAUAGACCACGUGAAGGCGGUUAAGCUGCUAAUGGAAAACAGGAGCAACAGGGAGGAGUACACAGGAAUUCUCCUCAAGAGGAACAACCGGUACAACAUCGACGGAGCAGCGAAGGGGAAGAAGAGUACCCCCGUGCGGGGACGCAAACCAGCAGUGAGGAAGCCUUCCAAAACGAUUGGCCCUUCCGGUGGGGUAAGCAGUACACCGGUCCAUCUCAACCCAACAGAUGGUAAAGCCUCCCCGCAAAUUGCAAAUAAGCCGGUCCCGAAGGGUAAACCAGGCCAGAGAGGUCCCCCCAAGGGUGCUCCCCCAAAAAAGGGACCCCAGUCAAGUGUUAACCCCCCAGCACCAAUCACAACAACCCACACACAGAUUGUCAAAACGCAGGUCACAAAAAUCGGAAGAGGGCUAUCAUCUACCAAACUCAUUUCACAGGAUAUAAGGAAUAAAACCAAGCCUCCCCCUAAAUGGGUGUCAAAUUCGGGGAAAACGAGCGCUUCUUUCACCAAACAGUAG